This is a messenger RNA of Paramuricea clavata, 5888 nucleotides long. NCBI's taxonomy places the organism in Eukaryota, Metazoa, Cnidaria, Anthozoa, Malacalcyonacea, Plexauridae. The record is from the annotation of a GenBank genome assembly.
AAUUCACUGUGUAAAAAUUCCAUAACAUAAGAGAAACAUUUAGAUAAACAUUUAGAAGAGAUACACGCUGUAUAGUCUUGAUAGUCAUGACUAUAGUCUUAAUAGUUAUGACUAUAGUCCAUUUUGCCAUAUGACAUGUUCUUGGAAAGAUUUCGCGACGACAAGAAGUUAGAGAAAACAACCAGCGUACUAAAGACCUAUACUGGUGAACUGAUCGUUCCAGUUGGUUGCCUUACCAUGCAAGUUGAAUACUUACAUCAAUCAUGUCUAUUGCCAUUCCAUGUAGUCCAGACUAUGGGUCCAGUGUUAAUGGGUCGAGAUUGGCUUCACAAGCUUCGUCUCGACUGGAAAACCAUCAAGUUGUUGAAAUCCUCAGAUCCCAGCCAUAGAAACCCUGGCACGACUACACAAGAGAAGCUGAAAAUCAUAUUGGAUACGUAUGCAGAGGUUUUUGAAGACAAGCUGGGAACUUUCAAAUCUGCCAAAGCAAGGAUAACCCUCAAAGAAGGUAGUCAACCACAGUUUCGCAAAGCUCGUAAGGAAUAACUGAAGAGACUUCAGAGCGAAGGUAUUUUGUCGAAAGUAGAGUGGAGUGAUUGGGCGACACCGAUUGUACCAGUGCCGAAACAAGAUGGUUCAGUCCGUAUUUGUGGGGACUUCAAAGGUACUAUUAACCCAACAUUACAAGCAGAACAGUAUCCUCUGCCACGAAUCGAAGGCAUUUUUGCCCAUUUAGCUGGUGGGAAAAAGUUUUCCAAGAUUGACCUCCGCCAAGCUUACCAUCAGAUUGAGUUGGAGGAAGAAUCCAAGAAGUACCUUACAAUUAAUACGUCCAUGGGCUUGUUUCAAUACAAUCAAUUGGUGUUUGGUAUUACCUCGGCUCCCGCCAUUUGGCAGCGUACCAUGGAUCAAAUUCUGGAAGGAACUUCUGGUAUUAGUUGUAUCCUAGAUGAUAUGAUUGUGACGGGUAAAAGCGACGCAGAGCAUAUGGCUAACCUGGAGGAGGUCCUUCGACGGCUGUACCACCAUAGGUUAAGGGCCAAUAAAUCGAAGUGUGAGUUCUUCAAAGAAAAGAUCACGUUCUGUGGCCACGACAUUAAUAGCGAAGACCUGCACAAGACCACCAACAAGACAGCUGCAAUGGUGAAUGUCCCUCGCCCCCAGAGUAUUGCAGAGGUACGCUCCUUCCUGGGAUUGGUGAAUUAUUACCACAAAUUCCUGCCAAACCUUGCUACCAUCCUGCAUCCAUUGAACCAAAUGCUGGAAAGUAACUACCAAUGGAACUGGACAGAUCAAUGCGAAGAAGCUUUUUGCAAAGUGAAAGCAAUGAUUGUUUGAGAUCUGGUGCUUACACAUUAUGACCCUAACCUUCCCUUACAACUGGCUUGUGAUCUUCACCUGUAGGAAUUGGAGCGGUACUGUCCCAUGUCAUGGCAGACGGCACAGAGCGACCGAUAGCGUUUGCAUCGAGAUCCCUGUCGAAGGUGGAGCGCAACUACGCACAGAUAGAUAAAGAAGCGCUGGCUACAGUGUGGGGAGUCAAGAAAUUCCACAAUUACCUUUUCGGUAGGAACUUUACCUUACUGACUGAUCAUGAGCCUCUCACUUCAAUCUUUCAUCCCAGCAAAAGCCUUCCUGCUGUCACUGCUGCUAGAUUACAACGCUACGCUUUGUUCUUGGCGGGUUUUGACUAUACAAUCAGAUACAAGAACACUAAGUUACACGGAAAGGCGGAUGGUUUGUCUCGAUUACCCUUGCAUAGUGAGACACCAGAAGAAGAGCCAGAUCCAGUGGGCCUCUUCUAUGCCACACAGUUUGAGCCCUUGCCAGUCACAGCAGAACAGGUCAAACGAGAAACACAGAGAGAUCCUCUAUUGGUGAAGGUCCAUGAGUUAGUUAUGAAAGGAUGGUCCACUCCACAAGAUGAAGCGAUUAAACCGUUUUACCAGCGGAAAGACGAACUGACAGUUCACUGUGGUGUCCUAAUGCUUGGACACAGAGCAAUCAUUCCUGCAAAGUUGCGUAAUCAAGUGUUAACCGAGCUCCACGAAGGUCACCUCGGUAUUGUUAAAAUGAAGUCUCUGGCGCGAAGUUACAUCUGGUGGCCCAAAAUUGAUAAGGACAUUGAGCACCUAGCCAAGAGCUGCCCUGGUUGUCAAGACAUCCAAUUUCUGCAGUCGAAGACAAAGUCGAUUUCACGCUAAAUAUAGCCGGCUUAAAAGUUUUAUCGCAAGUCGGCUCGAAUCCCAGUUUCCUCACGACAUUUCACUUUACUUUAAGCGGUAUACCAAUAGCGUUUAAUGCUGUUUCGUGCCUGUUCGUUAUCGUAUUGUCUAGUUCACAUAACCGUUUUUUGAAGCUUCUCCGUUUGUUUACCAACGCCAGACAGGCUUUACAAAUGCUAUUUGAAGGUAAAAUGGAGAAGGAAAGGUCGUCUAACUCCUUACGUAUGUUCCCCUUGCUGUCCAAGAAAUUACUAUCGCUUUUAUUCGACGGGACUUUGAAGCAAAGAACACAUUUGUAUUGCACAAAGCCCACCAUGGUCCAUGGAACAUUUUAAUAUAAAGCGCGCACACGUCAUAAAUUUGAAUAAAUUGAAGUUAAUUUACCCAAAACGUAAAACGGAUAUGACGUAGCCGGGCAAGCUUUUCUUCGUUUAUUCGUAAACCCCUCACGAAACGUGUUUCUGCUGGGGUCUACACCGUAAGCUACCUUUGCAUGCUAGUUCGCUUCGCUCCCAUGAGACAUUUAAUUAGAAUUAGAACUUUGCUUCGGAAAAAAUGUUUCUCUAUAGAAUUCACUGUGUAAAAAUUCCAUAACAUAAGAGAAACAUUUAGAUAAACAUUUAGAAGAGAUACACGCUGUAUAGUCUUGAUAGUCAUGACUAUAGUCUUAAUAGUUAUGACUAUAGUCCAUUUUGCCAUAUGACAUGUUCUUGGAAAGAUUUCGCGACGACAAGAAGUUAGAGAAAACAACAAGCGUACUAAAGACCUAUACUGGUGAACUGAUCGUUCCAGUUGGUUGCCUUACCAUGCAAGUUGAAUACUUACAUCAAUCAUGUCUAUUGCCAUUCCAUGUAGUCCAGACUAUGGGUCCAGUGUUAAUGGGUCGAGAUUGGCUUCACAAGCUUCGUCUCGACUGGAAAACCAUCAAGUUGUUGAAAUCCUCAGAUCCCAGCCAUAGAAACCCUGGCACGACUACACAAGAGAAGCUGAAAAUCAUAUUGGAUACGUAUGCAGAGGUUUUUGAAGACAAGCUGGGAACUUUCAAAUCUGCCAAAGCAAGGAUAACCCUCAAAGAAGGUAGUCAACCACAGUUUCGCAAAGCUCGUAAGGAAUAACUGAAGGGACUUCAGAGCGAAGGUAUUUUGUCGAAAGUAGAGUGGAGUGAUUGGGCUGCAAACACAAUACAAAAAUACACAAAAAACAUUAUAAAACCAUUAAAGGUAAACAAGUAUUUUAGUUUUUGUUCGCGUAAAAUGUUUUACAAAAUUCAGUUUUAAUUUUAAAAUUUCAUUGAGUGUAUGUUAUUUUGUCUAUUUUCUUACCCUUAAAAAUUGCCAUUCCAUAUUUUUGUUGCUUUUUCGUGUUUUUUUUUAGUACAGAAUUGUUCAACAAGUCGUCCAAAAAAAUCAUCAGACACUUCGGCAAAAGUGCAAAACGCGAAUUUUCCGCCAUUUUGAAUUUUCUAUUAGUAGGCUAUCACUAAUAGCCUACUAGUAGCGUAGCCAAUCAGAAGCCACGAUAUGUGAUAGCCUACUAGUAGGUUUAUACUAAAGUCUUAAUAGUCAUGACUAUAGUCUUAAUAGUCAUACCUAUAGCCUUAAUAGUCAUGACUAUAGUCUUAAUAGUCAUAACUAUAGCCUUAAUAGUCAUAAGUAUAGUCUUAUUGUAGUCAUUACUAUAGUCUUAAUAGUCAUGACUAUAGUCUUAACAGUGAUGACUAUUGUUAGAUAUAUAGAUGGACAGCGGUCAUACGCACGGACAUGCGCAUUAGAUAUGUAGAUCGGCCAUGCUUGUGUAUUAUUCAUAUUUUGUUAAAAGUAUAAUCUAAAUACACGACAGUGGCGACGAAUUUGGGAUUGUUAUAAGUCCAGAAAUGACGACGAUUGGAAAAAUAGAUGUUUUUGAUGAAACCCAAGAAAGCUGGGAGACGUAUGUCGAACGUGUACAACAUUUUUUCGCAGCAAACGAUGUGCCAACUCUGCUGAGUUUGAUUGGAAGCAAAACGUAUUCAUUAUUAAAGGAUUUACUUUUGCCAGAAAAGCCUGCAAACAAGAACUUUGAUGAAAUAGUAAGUACAUUACAGAAGCAUUUAAAUCCUAAACCACUAGAAAUAGCCGAACGGUUUCGUUUUUAUAAGAGAAAUCAGCAAGAAGGGGAGAGCAUUUUAAGUUAUAUAGCUGAGUUAAAGAAAUUAACCACACAUUGCAAUUUUGGAAGUAACUUGGAAGAAACCUUGCGCGACAGAUUGGUGUGUGGAUUAAGUAAUCAGCAAAUUCAGAAACGUCUCCUUGCAGAGUCGAAAUUAAAAUUCUCCAAAGCUGUUGACAUAGCUGUUGCUAUGGAAACAGCCACUCGAGAUGCUACGGAGAUCCACAGCGAGUGUAGAGAAGAAAAACCCCUUGGUCUUGACAAACUGACACUGAACAGACCCACGAAUAGAUCAGAUAGUGGCCCACCUUCUCCUGUAGUGUGUUAUCGAUGUGGAGCUAAUACCCAUGUUGCAACUGAGUGUAAAUUUAGGAAAGAAGUCUGUCACAAGUGUGGAAAGAGAGGUCAUAUUCAAAGAGCUUGCCGGGCACAACAAACCCAAGGGCCCGGUCGACCCUCGCCCAGAUCAAGAUACCAGAAAUCGACCCAUGCCAUAGAGAGCGAACCAGAUGAGUAUAGGCAUUUGUUGAAUAACCUAGAAGUUCAUAAUGUAAACAAAUCAAGCAGUGAUGUCAUAUGGGUUGACGUGAAAGUUGAAAAUCAAUCACUAUCCAUGGAACUAGUCACAGGAUCGGCCGUGUCCAUUUUGCCAUAUGACAUGUUGUUGGAAAGAUUUCGCGACAAGAAGUUAGAGAAAACAACCACUGUACUAAAGACCUAUACUGGUGAACUGAUCGUUCCAGUUGGUUGCCUUACCAUGCACGUUGAAUACUUAGAUCAAUCAUGUCUAUUGCCAUUCCAUGUAGUCCAGACUAAGGGUCCAGUGUUAAUGGGUCGAGAUUGGCUUCACAAGCUUCGCCUCGACUGGAAAACCAUCAAGUUGUUGAAAUCCUCAGAUCUCAGCCAUAGAAACCCUGGCAUGACUACACAAGAGAAGCUGAAAAACCUAUUGGAUACGUAUGCAGAUGUUUUUGAAGACAAGCUGGGGACUUUCAAAUCUGCCAAAGCAAGGAUAACCCUCAAAGAAGGUAGUCAACCGCAGUUUCGCAAAGCUUGUCAGGUCCCAUAUUCCUUACGAUCGAAAGUGGAGGAAGAACUGAAGAGACUUCAGAGCGAAGGUAUUUUGUCGAAAGUAGAGUGGAGUGAUUGGGCGACACCGAUUGUACCAGUGCCGAAACAAGAUGGUUCAGUCCGUAUUUCUGGGGACUUCAAAGGUACUAUUAACCCAUUCUUGCCAAUUUAGCUGGUGGGAAAAAGUUUUCCAAGAUUGACCUCCGCCAAGCUUACCAUCAGAUUGAGUUGGAGGAAGAAUCCAAGAAGUACCUUACAAUUAAUACGUCCAUGGGCUUGUUUCAAUACAAUCGAUUGGUGUUUGGUAUUACCUCGGCUCCCGCCAUUUGGCAGCGUACCAUGGAUCAAAUUCUGGAAGGAACUUCUGGUGUUAGUUGUAUCCUAGAUGAUAUGAUUGUGACGGGUAAAAGCGACGCAGAGCAUAUGGCCAAUAUGGGCCAAUAA